Molecule: messenger RNA, 11564 nt
Organism: Monomorium pharaonis (pharaoh ant)
Lineage: Eukaryota; Metazoa; Arthropoda; Insecta; Hymenoptera; Formicidae
Gene: N
Product: neurogenic locus Notch protein
Exons: 11
Coding region: 1238-8131 (2297 amino acids)
Biological process (GO): Notch signaling pathway; cell differentiation; multicellular organism development
Cellular component (GO): membrane
Molecular function (GO): Notch binding; calcium ion binding
Source: RefSeq, a predicted model, not a curated record
GAGGGGUCGGUCGUGCGAAAUGCGACGCUGGUGCCCUCUGGGCGGUGUGCGGCGGAAGGUAAGAUUAGUCAGUCGCCAGCCGUUCGAGGACGACGCACGUUUUGCGCGCGCGCGCGUUUUCCCCGUCUGAUUUCGCGUUUUGGGCGCGCGCGUGGCUACAGGUGGUCGCGUCGAAACCACCGGUGAAGUGUAGUGAAGUCGGCGGAUCUCGUCCGUGUGAAGACGGUAAAUCCCCGAUUGGAGCGAGGUUGGAGCGCGGAAAAUCUAAUUCGGGGACGAAAGGCGGGAACUCGACCCUCGUUCCUACGGAUCUGGAGCUGGACGAUCAACGUCAACUUUCUACGCGCAGUGGUGUUUAAACUCCGACUUCGUCGUCGCCGUGAGGAGCGGAUCAGCAGGCGCUGAGUUAACGUUCGGCUGGAGGGCUCGAGAAAACGAACGUACGCGGAUCGCGUGGUGGUCGCGUGCUGACAGGUGGCGACGCGCGCGCACGCGAGAACCCCGACAGGGCGGCGGCGUACGCGCGCACCGGAAGAAGCGGAACGCACGAGGAAAGCGGCGAGGGGCAUUUCAUCUCUCACCUCCCGUUCGAUGCGCGAGACGAGGUAGCGCGCGGGAACAGGAUGAAAAGGAGAACGCCGGACGGCCUGCUGGGGUCGUGCCGCGAAAGAAGGGAAAGCCGCGCUGCUCCGAGAUCGCCCCGGUGAUACUCCCGGAGAGUUUUUUUUUUUUAUCCAAUUCCGUUGGAUCCUUCGAAUCCGCCAGCGGCGAUCCGUUGAAACAUCAACUUUUCAUUCGUCGACAUUGGAUUAUAUUAUAUGUAUAUUGUUAUUAGCACAGUGAUCGGCGAAUAUCGCCCGUGGGAUUGUUUCUUCUUUUGUGCUCUCGUUUCGAUCUUAUUGUGAUCUUGUCGGUAAGCGCUCUCUCUUUCUCUCUCUCUCUCACUCUCUCUCUCUUUCUCUCUUUCUCUCUUUUUCUCUCGCGUGUGGCCCGAGGGCAGUGCGAUAGUGAACUGUGAAAGGUUAUACGUCAUUAUUAAAGUGGAGGAUAUAUAUCAGUACCGAGGUGUUCAGUACGAGGAGUGCGGGGGUGAUCUUCUUGUGGAAAAUCGACCGCCCCCGGCGAUCUUUGUUCUUCGAGAAUGAAGUGAACGUUUCGCGGCCCAAGCUCCUUCGUCGAAAUAUGAGGAUUACGUUCUAUCGUUGCGAUCGUUCGUGGGCAUCGAUUGCAAGCAAAAAUGUAUCUUACCCGUGUGUUUCUGCUACUCCUGCUCGUUGCGAGUUCAAGAUGUAUGUGCUCGAGCGGAUACACCGGGCAGAACUGCGAGAGCGACUACAUCCCCUGCGAUCCGUCACCGUGUGAAAACGGAGGCUCGUGCCAUCAGGUUAGCGAACAUGCCUACGAGUGCAUCUGCCCCGAAGGAUUCCGAGGCACUCAUUGCGAGGAGAAUAUCGAUGACUGUCCGGGCAAUCUGUGUCAAAAUGGUGCCACCUGCAUGGACCGGGUGAACGAGUAUUCCUGCUUGUGUCCACCGGCCUUCACCGGCACGCAGUGUGAACUGGACGUGGACGAGUGCUCGGUACGGCCGUCCUUGUGCCACAACGGGGCCACAUGCACGAAUUCGCAUGGCAGUUACUCGUGUAUAUGCGUGAACGGCUGGACCGGGCCCGAUUGCAGCGUCAACAUCGAUGAUUGUGCAGGAGCGGCUUGCUUCAACGGCGCAACUUGCAUCGAUCGCGUCGGCAGCUUCUAUUGUCAGUGCACAUACGGAAAGACCGGGCUGCUUUGUCAUCUUGAUGAUGCCUGUACGUCGAAUCCGUGUCACGAGGGCGCGAUCUGUGACACCAGCCCUAUCAACGGGUCCUUCACCUGCUCCUGCGCUACUGGAUACAAAGGACUGGAUUGCUCCGAAGACAUUGACGAGUGCACACAAGGCUCUCCUUGCGAGCACGACGGUAUCUGCGUGAACACGCCCGGAUCUUUCGCGUGCAAUUGCACGCAAGGAUUCACGGGUCCACGAUGCGAGACGAAUGUGAACGAGUGCGAGUCGCAUCCAUGUCAGAACGACGGUUCCUGUCUGGACGAUCCUGGGACCUUUCGAUGCGUCUGCAUGCCUGGCUUUACUGGAACCCAAUGCGAGAUUGACAUAGAUGAGUGCGCGCUGAGGCCGUGCAUGAACGGUGGUACUUGCAGCGAUCUUAUCAAUGCCUUCAAAUGCACCUGCGCCGAGGGCUUUACCGGCACCCACUGCCAGAUCAACAUCGACGACUGCAUCUCGUCGCCAUGCAAAAACGGUGGCACUUGCCAGGACGGUAUCGCGAGGUAUACGUGCGAAUGUCCGCCCGGCUUCACCGGCGACUCCUGCGAGACCAACAUCAACGACUGCGCCUCGAAUCCGUGUCGCAGUGGUACCUGCAUUGACGGUGAGAACAGCUUCACCUGCAACUGCUCCCCCGGCUUCACCGGCAAGCUAUGCCAGACGCAGAUCGACGAGUGCGAGAGCAAUCCGUGCCAGUUCGGCGGUAGAUGCGAGGACCGUAUCGACGGUUAUAUAUGCGUUUGCCGACCAGGAACGUCCGGCGAAAAUUGCGAGGUCAACGUCAACGAGUGCUACAGCAACCCUUGCCGAAACGGGGCUAGAUGCAUCGAUGGUAUCAACAGGUAUUCCUGCGAAUGUGAGCCCGGCUUCACCGGCCAGCACUGCGAAACUGACAUAAAUGAGUGCGCGAGCAACCCGUGUGCGAACGGUGGCCGUUGCAUCGACGUAAUAAACGGCUUUAGAUGCGAGUGUCCGCGCGGCUACUACGACGCCAGGUGUUUGAGCGACGUGGACGAGUGCUCGAGCUCGCCCUGCCUGAACGGCGGCACUUGCGAGGACGGGGUGAACCAGUUUAUCUGCCACUGCCUGCCCGGUUACGGUGGUAAGAGAUGCGAGGCGGAUAUCGACGAAUGCGGCUCGAACCCCUGCCAGCACGGUGGCACGUGCAACGAUCAUCUGAACGACUACAGCUGCAAGUGCCUGCCAGGUUAUACUGGCACCAAUUGCGAGACUAACAUCGACGACUGCGCCAACAACCCCUGCCAGAACGGCGGAUCCUGCAUCGACCUCGUCAACGAUUACAAAUGCGUCUGCGAGCUGCCCCACACCGGCAGAAAUUGCGAAGACAAGCUAGACCCGUGCUCACCGAACAAAUGUCUUCACGGGGCAAAAUGCUCACCAUCGUCAAACUUCCUCGACUUCGCGUGCACGUGUACGGUCGGUUACACGGGCAGGCUAUGCGACGAGGAUGUAGAUGAGUGCGUGAUGACGUCGCCAUGCAGAAACGGUGCUACUUGUCGGAACACAAACGGCUCCUACCAUUGCGUUUGUGCGAAGGGCUACGAGGGCCGUGAUUGCAUCAUCAAUACCGAUGACUGUGCAUCAUUUCCCUGUCAAAAUGGCGGCACCUGUCUGGAUGGCAUCGGUGAUUACACGUGUCUUUGCGUGGAUGGUUUCAGUGGUAAACACUGCGAGAUCGACAUCGACGAAUGCCUGUCGCAACCUUGUCAGAACGGUGCUAUUUGCAAGGAAUACGUCAACUCUUACACGUGCCAAUGUCAACUCGGCUUCUCCGGAAUUAAUUGCCAAACCAACGACGAGGACUGCACCGAUAGUAGUUGCAUGAAUGGCGGUACAUGUAUCGACGGUAUCAACAAUUACACAUGCGUUUGCAAGACCGGCUACACGGGAUCGAAUUGCCAGUAUCGUAUCAAUGAAUGCGAUAGCUCACCCUGCCAAAACGGUGCUACUUGUCACGAUCACGUGCAAUACUACACGUGCCACUGUCCGUACGGUUACACAGGCAAGCAAUGCGACACAUAUGUAGACUGGUGCGCGGACAAUCCAUGCGAAAACCAGGCAACGUGCGUUCAGCACAUGAACAAGUAUCAUUGCAAUUGUUCUCCCGGAUGGACAGGUAAAGUAUGCGACGUGGAGAUGGUCUCGUGCAAAGAUGCUGCGAUACGGAAAGGCGUGCCGGAGAACAGUUUGUGCAACAACGGCACCUGCGAAAAUAUAGGCAACAGUCAUCGUUGCCAUUGCCUCGACGGUUACACUGGUUCUUACUGUCAGGAGGAGAUAGACGAGUGCGAGUCGGCACCAUGUCAGAAUGGCGCAACCUGCAAGGACCUCAUUGGCUCGUAUCAAUGCCAAUGCACUAAGGGUUUCCAAGGUCAAAAUUGCGAACUUAACAUCGACGACUGCCGACCGAAUCCCUGUCAAAACGGUGGCACCUGUCACGAUCUGAUCAACAACUUCACAUGCUCUUGUCCACCUGGCACUCUUGGUUUCAUAUGUGAAGUCAACAUCGAUGACUGCACGAUGACCGCUUGCCACAAUAACGGCACUUGCACUGACAAAGUUGGUGGUUUCGAAUGCAUGUGUCCGCCAGGUUUUGUCGGACCAAGAUGCGAAGGCGACAUUAACGAGUGCUUGUCGAAUCCGUGUGCCUCGCCCGGUACUCAGGACUGUGUACAAUUGGUCAACAACUAUCACUGCAACUGCAAACCCGGUUAUAUGGGCCGCCACUGCGAGAUCAAGGUGAAUUUCUGUGAUAGCUCUCCAUGUCAAAACGGUGGCUUUUGCACGGCCAAGCCCGAUAAGCACGUUUGCAUCUGUCCUAGUGGUUAUUAUGGUCCCAAUUGCGAAUUUGCCGGUUCCUAUUGCGACUCCGAACCCUGUCAGAAUGGCGGUACGUGCCGCGUCAUCGGAAACAGUUAUCAGUGUUACUGCCUGCCAGGUACGACCGGUUUGCAUUGUGAGUUCGAUGCCUGGAACGAAUGCGACAGGCACCCGUGUCAGCAAAACGCACCUUGCAUAAAUAAGAUUGGCGACUACGCCUGUGACUGUCCUCCCACAUGGUCUGGCAAGAAUUGCGACAUGUACGACUCAAAUUUUCCUGGCGGAGUGUUCGGCAAUACAUCUAGAAGCUUGGAUGAUAUUAAUUGGGAGCGCGAGCGGCAGAAGUGUAUUGAAAACGACUGCGCUCAUAAGGCCCGCAAUGAACGCUGUGACGAGGAAUGCAAUCGACCCGCGUGCGAUUUUGACGGUAACGAUUGCUCGCUGGGCAUCAAUCCGUGGCGCAAUUGUACUGCACCCGAAUGCUGGAAGGUAUUCAUGAAUGGCUUGUGUGACGAAGUCUGCAAUAAUCCGCAAUGUCUUUUUGACGGUAGAGACUGUGAAAAAAAGCUUCCUCCUUGCAACCCAAUUUAUGACGCGUACUGCAGAAAGCAUUACGCUAACGGCCAUUGCGAUUACGGAUGCAACAACGAGGAAUGUAACUGGGAUGGUAUGGAUUGCGAGAAGGAGCCACCGUCAUUAGCAGAAGGUGUUAUAUCCAUAGCCGUGAGGAUGGAUGUAAAUACUUUUCGCGCAAACCUCGCAGCCUUUUUACGUGACAUCGGUCAUCAUCUAAGAACGACACUUCGUAUUAAAGUAGAUGAAUAUGGCAAUGAAAUGAUAUAUCCUUGGAAGGGCGAGAAUGAUAAAGAUAAAUUUCCUAUCAUCUUUACGCGACCAACGAUCUCUUCCAAGAAGAAAGGCACGAUCGCUUUUAUGGAGAUCGACAAUCGCAAAUGCAUGGAGAGCUCAUGUUUCUCAUCGGCGAACGAGGCGGCUGAAUUUUUAGCUGCUACGGCAUUGAAGCACACUAUAUCGCGGAAUUUCCCUAUCGAACAAGUGCGAAGUGUCCUGACUCCUCCGCCUCCAGACUAUACAGAGGGCCCAACGAAUUAUAAGUACGUUUUCAUCGGUGUGGUCAUCGUUGUGCUCGGCGGUUUGCUAGUGGGCGUCCUAGUAACCGCACAGCGAAAGCGUGCCGUAGGAGUCACAUGGUUCCCUGAAGGUUUCUUAAGAACCAGCAGUGGCAGUGGCCAACGACGCCGAUCACGUCGACGCGGUCCAGAUGGUCAGGAGAUGCGUAAUUUGAAUAAGCAACCAUCGGUGAACUGCAUGAGCAUGGAUGUUGUGAGCGCCCGAAUACCGUCGCAAUGGUCCGACGACGAGUCUGAUCUUCCACCAUCAAAGCGGAUGCGCGCCAUCGAACCGGGCUACGCGAGCGAUCAUACUGUCAUCACAGACUACGAAGAGACCGAACCUCGCAUGUGGACACAGCAACAUCUAGAUGCGGCUGAAAUACGACGACCGGACGCAGGAGGUGUGCUGACACCACCCAGUCUUGAGCAUGGCCAGGACGUGGACGCGCGUGGUCCUUGUGGCAUGACACCGCUAAUGGUAGCGGCAGUGCGUGGUGGCGGAAUCGACACCGGUGAGGAGGAGGAUGAAAGCGAUGGCACUGCGGCAGUGAUCGCCGACUUGGUUGCCCAAGGCGCGGAUCUGAAUGCCACUACGGACAAGAGCGGUGAGACGUCGCUGCAUCUGGCCGCGCGUUAUGCUCGAGCCGAUGCGGCCAAAAGAUUAUUGGACGCGGGCGCUGAUGCUAAUUCACAGGAUAACACCGGUCGUACACCGCUGCACUCCGCCGUCGCAGCCGAUGCUAUGGGAGUUUUUCAGAUUCUGCUGCGCAAUCGAGCGACGAAUUUGAACGCGCGAAUGCACGAUGGCACCACACCGCUGAUACUAGCGGCGCGUUUGGCCACCGAGGGUAUGGUAGAAGACCUUAUUAACGCCGAUGCGGACAUCAAUGCCGCCGAUAACAGCGGCAAGACCGCACUGCACUGGGCCGCGGCGGUCAAUAACGUCGACGCUGUGAACAUUCUGUUAGUGCAUGGCGCAAACAGAGAUGCUCAAGAUGACAAAGACGAAACUCCAUUAUUCUUAGCCGCUCGUGAGGGCAGUUUCGAAGCAUGCAAAGCAUUGCUCGACACAUUUGCCAACAGAGAGAUUACCGAUCACAUGGAUCGAUUACCUCGCGAUGUCGCAAGUGAGAGACUGCAUCACGAUAUUGUCAGACUACUUGACGAGCAUAUGCCGAGAUCGCCGCAAAUGGUUACAGUCAUUCCGAAUGGUCCUCUCAUGGGAUCUUCAAAUCAUCCACAAUUAAUCACGCAUCCUACGGUUAUCGGUUCAGCACCGAAGCAAACCAAGUCAAAGAAACGGCCAAAGGCAGGCACGGGAAACCCAAACAGUCCAGAGUCAGAGAACGCCGGUACGGUGGUGAUGGUAAGGCGAAAACCAUCGGUGAAGAAGCCACCAGCUAAACCGCGCGGCGCUCAGCCUCCAAACCAGGAGAUCCCACAGGGAGCAGAAGGUGCCGAUGGCAAUCUACCGACUAGCCCGUACGAUAGCGCGAGCCUUUAUAGUAACGCACUACCUCUGGUGGCUCACACUGCAACGGCGAAACAGCCGCCACCGUACGAGGAUUGCAUCAAGAGCCAAUCUAUGCAAGGUCUGCAACAACUCGGCUUGGAUACUUUUACGAGCAACUACGGGCUGCCAUUUCACGACCAGCUCCUAGCGCCUCAUCAGCGACAACAAGGCAUAGUAAACACAUUGUCGCCACCAUACAGUAAUCAAUCGCCGCCACAUUCGGUACAGUCCAAUAUGACUCUUUCUCCACAAGCGAGCUAUAUGGGCUCACCGUCGCCGGCGAAAAAUAGGCCGUCGUUGCCCACUUCGCCAACUCAUAUUGCUGCCAUGCGGCAAGCAACGCAUCAAAAACAUGGCAGUAUGCCGCCAGUGGGUUUUGACUUUGAGAAUUUACCAUAUUCCUCGAGCCAGCAGCAGCAACAGCAACAACAGCAGCAACAGCAGCAAAUCCAGCAAACGCAGCAACAGAUUCAGCAACAACAGCAGCAGCAGCAGCAGCAACAACAGCAGCAGCAGCAACCGCAGCCACAGCAGAGCACGCAACAGCAGCAACAACAGCAGCAGCAGCAGCAACAGACGCAGCAAUACUAUCAAUAUUUGACGCCGCCAUCUCAUCAUUCCGGACCCGACGUUACGCCACAGCAUCUCAUGCAAGCACCCGAGAGCUUCCCAACGCCAUCGCCGGAUAGCCCUGGUCAUUGGUCUUCGAGCUCGCCCCAUUCGAAUAGCGACUGGUCCGAUUGUAUGGCCUCGCCUACGAAUGCCUACGGCGCUAGUGGUGGCGCUCACCAAAGCAACAAGGGCUCUGAAGCGAUUUACAUAUGAGGCGAUUUACAGUAGCAAUGGUACUCUCUUCCUCACGCAUAAAUUGUGAAAAGAAAGGAAAAUAGAAAGUUAUAUGUGAACUGUGAUUAGCUCGUCGAAUUCGAGCAUCUAAACGUUGGAAAACACGAAAAAAUACGCAACGUUGACAAUAAAAGGGCUCUCCAUAAUAGAUCAGUGGCAAGAAGGUAUUUUUAUUUUUCAUUUGUGUAUAUGUGUGUGUGUGUCGAAAGAAUGAAUGCGGUAAAGCGCAUUUCCGUGAUUAUAUAUUAAUAGAUACCAGUAUUGGGAAUAAAUAAUUCGUGGAUAUAAUAUAUAUAUGCAGUUACACAUAUGUUAUAAUCUUUCAUAACAUAUGUUAUAAUGUUAUCUUAUUCGAAAAUAUGAACUUAUUUUUUAAUUAUGUUCAUUAAUCAGGUUACCCAGCACAUCUUUUCUAACACUGAUGCGUAUAAAUAUAAAUGAUGAAAUAUAUAUGUAUACUGCGUGUGUAAGCGAGAGAGUUUCAAUCAGAAAUGUUAUAAAACUAACGCUGGAUUAUGCGCUAUUCGUUGUCCGCACAAAAAAAAUUGAAAUUUGUGAAUAUAAUGUGAAUGAACACAAAUUCACUAAGUUUAUCAUUUCACAUAAUGCUUAUCAAUGGAAUGGUCUUUACAAAAUUAAAAGGCGCGAAACAUUACGAAUUCAUUUUUAGGUUCGUAUAUAGUACUGCAUAUAAUAAAUCAUAAUAUUAUAAAUACCUAAUAAAUUAUAAAUCACGAAUCGUAUACAAUUUAACGCUAAUUUUAGACAUACUUAAAUUACAAGACCGAUUGUGCCUCUCUAAUAUACGACGUAAUGUUUAUAAAAGUUACACCAAGAGAAUCGCACAAUUUAUAAAAAUAAAAUUCCUAAAAGCCUUCCAAACAAAUGUUAUAGCAGAAUUGUAUAAUGAAUUACACAGACAUAUCUUAACUAAUCAUGUAUUUAUAUAUGUAUUUGUAGUAUAUUUUUGAUAUCUAUCGUGUUUUACUGUCGCGGCGUCAUACACAGCUCAAUGAAUAAACGGUGCCUUCGACUUGCCAAUGUGAAGACCUAAUGGACAAUAAUAAGUAAGGGAACGAUACCUUGCUACUCUAUAAUAAUUGUACAUACUGCAAUAGAUUUAUCAAUCGUUCUACUGUGUCUGUUAUUCUAUGGAGACAACUACAUGUAGCAUGUAAUGUGCGGCAUUCUAUUUAAUUCAAUUACAUAGGACCCUCUCAUUUUUUUCUUUUCUUGUAUUUGUUUGGUUCGUGUCUUUCGAAUGUCGAACGGUGAUAAUUUCUAUUUAAUUCUCACUAAAUGCAGAUGUAACACGAAUGGGAAAUAAGAAGUCAUGAAUUGUGCCUUUGAAUUCCGUAGAAUAUAAGACACGCAAGUUCUAUGGGUAGAUCUAUUAUUAAAUUAUAUUGGAAGAAACGCAGCGUUUCCAAAUGGCCUUUAAAUAGAUUAAACGUUUAUUAUUAGUUAUAUAAUUGUCAGCUUAUACUGACAACAUGUAAUGUAAUGUAAUGUAAUUAAAUUUAAUGUAACAUAGACGAAGAUACAAGAGUUUGUAAUCUGUACGGUUGACGGGAGUUUCAGAGAACUUCUCCUUUACAGCUCGCGGAGCAUCGUUCCAUACAUAGACAUUCCAUUACGUAUGGCGCGCCAACAAUUUUUUUCUUCCCUUUCUUUCUCUUUCUCCUUUCCCAAUCUUCUCUCAACUCGCGCUAUUAAGUCUCUCGGAAAAUCAUUUAUUAAACAAUUUAGCGUAAUUAUUAAUCGUUAAUGUUAAUUUCUAGGUGUAUGAAUCGCCUUAAAUUAAGUACUCGGCGCGGAGCGCUAGGAUAGUUCUCUGAUCUCUUUUCUACCAAAGCCAAAACAGCAUUUUUAAUAUAAUCGUACGCUCACGGUGCAUACGAAUGAUAUACGUAAUGAGUAAUCAUGACGCAUUAUCAUAAAGAUGAUUGUUGCAAGAUAAAAAUAAAGAUAGAUAGAAAAGAGAAGAAUGUGUGUGUAUGUGAAUGUGUAUGAAUAAAUGAACGAGUAAAUGAAAGAAAGAACAGAAGAAAAGAAUUAACUAUUGUUGCGGGAUGAAGAAAGUUCGUGCGCGUGCUUUUGCAAUAUUGCCAGUGAUACAUAUUUUCGUAUGUUAUACGAAGGAUAUUACUGGUAUUAUCGAUGACCUGUUUGUGAAAACGUCGAGAAUGGUUCUGUUUUAAUUUUAUAUCGAAAGAUGAAAUUGUAAAUGUAAAUAUUCCUUCAUCUUUUCUAUCCGCUCAUCUUUUACCGUUAAGUACUUUUAUAUAAUUGUCUUUUCUCUCCUGAAUUUUUGUACAAACUGUUUUUACAUAUUUUUUUUAUAUAUUAUGUUAUAAGUUUAGCUGUAUUACUAUAAUUCCAUAAGGCGUAUCGCAUAAAAUAAUCAUGUCUCCUUCAUCAUAUUAUUAUCACAUAAACCUAUUUUAUAUAUCGUAUGCAGUUUACUAUUGCAUCUUAGACUGCCAUGCAAAUGCGAUCCUUGAUGCAAUUCUGAAUUACAUACACCGGUGUAAUAGAGCUUUUUUUCAGUCGUUGAACAUAUUGUGAGUCCAACAUAAUUUCAGUGCUUGCUUUAUGAUCUUCCAGAGGAAAAGAGUAGAUAUUUUUUACUUGUAUUUUUGUAACAAAUUACAUAUCUUUAAAACUGCCACACAUCAUGAAAAUUACGUGGAUUCUGUCAAGUAAUGAAAAUAAAAAUAUAGACAAAAAUAUUUUCUGUAUAGAGAAAUAAGUAUUUUAAGAAAAUUAUACAAAACUAUGCACAUACAUACAUCAUAUGUACAUAUAUACAUACAUAAUACAUAUAUACAUACACACGUAUACACAUACAUACGUACAUACAUACAUUCAUAAAUAUAUAUACUCAUUCAUACAUAUUCUCUUAUAGUAUUGCGCCACAAGUAAAAUAAUCACACAAAAAUGCAACUAAAAGUACAACCUUUAAAAAGGAUAAUGAACUCUAAAUAGUAUUGAAUAAAGAUCUGCAAUCGAUUCAUUUUUUAUAAACGAAAUUAGCAAUACGUAGAUAUUAUGUGUAAAUGAUUAAGCAAGCAAAUGCAAUUUUAUCAUGUGUUCAAAAUUUAACAGCAACUGCUCUCUGAUGCACCAUUAUUCUGUGUUAAACAAAGAGAUGUAAUUCUAAGCAUUAUGCUAUAAUAAUUUACAAUUAUUUACAAUAGGGUAGACAGACCGAUUAUUACGCUAGAUUUUGUUAUUCCUUGUAACUUGUAAAAAGUACUGAGUUUUAUUAGUAUUAAUUAUUUUGUAAGCAAGGAUUUGUUCUCGGUCCUAUUAUAUUAUUCUACCCCGCAACCCAUUCUCCCAUAUUUUUAUAAAUAAGUUAUGUCUUUUAAACACAAAUGUAAUAAUAAAGAUAAUCUAACAUCCAUAA